AUGUUCGGUAUAAAUAUGGAAGAUUCUGUGAACACAGACAAGACGGAGAAGCAGGAAAAGUCCAGUGAGAGUCAGACCUUGGUUCAAGACGUGACAAUGGCAGCAUGGGUGCCCUCUUUCCUCUGUGCCUUCGCGGUUCUCUCGCUUUCCUCUGCAUGUUACAUCCAGAACUGCCCCAGAGGAGGGAAGCGCUCGUUUCCGGAUGCCGUCCCCAGGCAGUGUAUGGCGUGCGGUCCUGGAGAUAAGGGCCGCUGUUUUGGCCCCAAUAUCUGCUGUGGAGAAGGACUGGGCUGCGUGAUGGGAUCUCCAGUGACGGCUCGCUGUUUGGAGGAAGAAUACCUGCCCUUGCCGUGUGAGGCUGGAGGAAAACCGUGUGGACCUGACGAGGGUCGCUGUGCUGCACUUGGGGUUUGCUGCGACUCAGAUGGUUGUACACUGGAUUCAGACUGCGUGGAGGGGAGUGAACACGAAGACGUGGCUGAAAGGAAGAACUUCCUGGGCGGGUCGCGGGGAGAGCUGCUGUUGCACAUCCUCCAUCCCGGCAGGGCACGCAGUCCAUACUAAACUCCUUUAACACACACACACACACUCACUCAUAUACACUCACACAGUGUAUUAGUGACUCGCGAUCGGUGUAGUGACAUUGUAGAUCUGUUUAUCCACACGAUUUACUCCGAAACACACACAAACGAUGAAUUUAUGAGUUUCUGCUCGGUCAAUCUUCACUGUAUGCAGCAAUGUGCUGCAGUAUGUUGAAAUGCUUAUAUGGAAAUAUGCACUGUACAUCUAUCUACAUAGAGUGUAAAUACAGUAUAUAGAUAAUAAAACUGCUCUUGAACUGUUA
Messenger RNA from Pangasianodon hypophthalmus (striped catfish), 844 nucleotides. RefSeq names its product vasotocin-neurophysin VT 1. NCBI's taxonomy places the organism in Eukaryota, Metazoa, Chordata, Actinopteri, Siluriformes, Pangasiidae. Gene Ontology annotation, cellular component: secretory granule; extracellular region. The record is from RefSeq and is a predicted model, not a curated record. The transcript has 3 exons. Gene Ontology annotation, molecular function: neurohypophyseal hormone activity. The coding region runs from base 1 to 564 and encodes 187 amino acids.